AGAAGGAGUUUUUAAAUGGGGAUAAGUACAGGCUGUUGCUACUGAUGAUACUAUACAUUGUUCAAGGCAUUCCAAUGGGAUUCUUGUUGGGCACAAUGCCUAUUAUGCUGAAGAAGUAUUACUCAUACACUGAUAUAUCCAUCCUUUCGCUUUGAUCAUUUCCUUAUAAUGUAAAAUUCUUGAUAGCACCAAUUGUUGAUACAGUUUAUUGCAAAUGGCUAGGCCGAAGGAGGUCGUGGAUCAUUCCUGUCCAGCUCCUCGCAGGAGGAAUAAUGUUCCUCGUUGCUAUGAACCUCAAUACCUUGAUUGAGAACUUCUCUGUCUAUACAGUAACGUUUGUAUUCGGAGUGAUUUUCAUGUGUCUAGCUAUUCAAGAUAUUGCUGUCGAUGGAUGGUCAGUAACUAUUGUUAAGGAAGAGAGCCUUAACUACGCUUCCACUACACAGAAUAUUGGGCUCUCGCUCGGAUGCUUUAUCUCUACUACUGUUUACCUGGCGUUCAAUUCAGUAUCGUUUUGAAACUCUUUUGUAAGACCAUUAUAUAUAGACUCUCGCUUUUUGAACAAUGAUAAAGGGAUAUACUCGAAGCCUAUAGUCAAUGAAGCUAACUUCAUGAUUGGUUGGGGAAUUCUGACUAUUUUAGCCUGCUUGUAUACCCUGGCAUUUCAUAGUGAGAAAGAUGACAGAGUCCAAUCUACUGAAGAAGAGCAACUUGGAGUUUAUGAUACCUUUAAGUUUGCUAUUAAGCUCUUAAUGAACAAGUACGUUCUUUAUUUGGUGUCGUUUUGGACAUUGGAAAAAUUAUUCUCUUACUUCUCUGCACCUUCAAACCUUUAUCUGCUGGAUGAGAAGAAGUACGACCAAGGAAAGUAUUCAUUUAUGGGUGGGCUAACAUUCCCAGUGGAAUUACUCACCACUAUCUUGAUUUCAAAGUAUGCAUAUGAGAAUCCAUUUAAGUUGAAAUAUUCCAUUCUGUUCAUGGGAAUUCUAGUUGACCUACUCUGGGUGAAUGUCUGACUCUCAAAUUAUGAUUCGAUCAUUGCUUAUAAUCCCAGGUUAUUUGAUUUCCUUUUGUUCAUGAGCUUUCUGGUUUCCUCUAUCUUGGGCACAGCUGCGUUUAACUGAGAUGUAGCUUCAUUCAAUAAGAUGUGUAAUAAAGAUAACGGGGGAACACACAUCACAGUAUUUGCAUCCUUAUCAAACUUAUCAAGUGUUGUCCCUAGAUUGUACAGUUACAAGGUCGUUGACAAAUUCGGCCUGUUCAUCCCAACUCUUUUGGGCAGCUUCGGUACAUUGGUAGUCUUGAUCCUAAUCAAGCCUCUAGUCAACACUCUGAGCCAGGCUAAGAGAGAAGACUUCGAUGUGGACAAAGGGUAUCAAAGUCUGAAAGCUGAUAAAAAUGAUUAGUGUGGAAAUUAGAUUUCAGCUCAAGUU
This is a messenger RNA of Moneuplotes crassus, 1433 nucleotides long. The record is from the annotation of a GenBank genome assembly. NCBI's taxonomy places the organism in Eukaryota, Ciliophora, Spirotrichea, Euplotida, Euplotidae.